AUGUUGAAGAGCAUAGGUACUGUACUCUAUCAUUACCAGGAGAUGCCAGCUCGGCACACUGAUCUUUACGACUUGUACCUUGUGUGUACAGGGCAAGCAUUGUCGGAACAUAAAACGAUUGGACGGCUUACGGACCGAUGGAAUAAUGGGAAUUCAGAAACGAACCGAUAUUUAGACCCUCCAAAGACCUUGAACAUGCAAUCGCUACCAGAUGCGCGAUCUCAGUCCUUUGAGGAGCUGUAUGGCCCGCCGGAGAACUUUCUGGAGAUUGAGGUUCGCAACCCUAUGACACAUGGCGUUGGGCGUGGCAUGUACACAACAUACGAAAUCGUAAUGCGAACGAACAUCCCCGCCUUCAAGCUCAAGUCCUCCACGGUGCGCCGUCGAUAUAACGAAUUCGAGGCUUUCCGCGACAUUCUCGAGCGAGAGUCUGCGCGCGUGACAAUACCGCCGCUGCCCGGCAAAGUCCUCACCAACCGAUUCUCCGACGAUGUGAUUGAACAUCGGCGCGAAGGACUCCAGCGCUUCCUGCAAAUUGUCGUCGGGCAUCCAUUGUUACAGACUGGCAGUAAAGUACUGGCGGCCUUUGUACAAGACCCCAACUGGGACAAGCAUGCUUGGUAG
This is a messenger RNA of Plenodomus lingam JN3, 624 nucleotides long. It is a transcript of the gene SNX3, whose product is annotated as Sorting nexin-3. Gene Ontology annotation, biological process: late endosome to Golgi transport; endocytic recycling. The record is from RefSeq and is a predicted model, not a curated record. Gene Ontology annotation, cellular component: retromer complex; early endosome membrane. NCBI's taxonomy places the organism in Eukaryota, Fungi, Ascomycota, Dothideomycetes, Pleosporales, Leptosphaeriaceae. Gene Ontology annotation, molecular function: phosphatidylinositol-3-phosphate binding.